UAAUAACAGACUUUCACCAAUUCUUUUAAAAAUUACAUUUUCAAAAUUCGUAUAAGAUUGUAUUACAAUUAGAUAGAUUGUCACGUUAUUCAUCCAAAGUCUUAAAAAUGAAAUUGAUACAAGUAUAAUCUGUUCAAAUACACCCUUACUUGUCGUGUAGUUAUUAAUAUGAGCAAACAACAAGCAAUAUUAAACAUAAUCGACUUCAAUUUUUUAUUAUUUUCAAAACUUUACCAAGUCUAUUGCAUAUAGAAGAAUGUAUUAUUGAUUUAAAAAAAAAGAACUUUGAAACGAAGAGCAACGUGAUGUCAGUAAACUUAGUGUUAGAGCACAUUUUCAUUAGCUUAAAAGCAUGAUUUAAAUGGUAAAUGUAAACAUAUUUAAAGUGUAAAAGCUUAAACUGUAAUUUAUGAAUUUAAAAAUAAUGAUAAAGUGAUUCAAUUCAUUUGGAUUUCUUCAACAUUCAUAGUUAAAUUAUAAACUCAUUUUAUCAAUCAGUUAAUGUAAUCGACCACACAGGGAACCAGCCUAACCACCUUAAAACCAACAUGGAAUACUGGUCAUUAAACAAUUCACUUACAAAUAAAGUACGCUUUAGAAAAAUUGCAAACUAUCGUACAAACAAUCUGAAACGUAAACUAGUUUGGAUCGGUUUCAUUUCAUUACUCAUCACAUCGCUUACAGUUACAUAUUACAUAUCAUAUGUAGCUUAUUACGAAUAUAUAUUGAACGAAUUCCUUCUAGUAAAUAACCGCAUAUGUCAAUACUUAUUCGUAAAGAAUUUGAGUUGGAUAGAGUAUAUGUUGGUGAGAAAUAUUCAAUCAUCAUCAAAUGGGGGCUAUUCGAAUUUGACCAACUCUCAUACAUGUAAUGAAUUCAAGUUAUUUCGUGGUGAAGUUGUACAGUCGACAGUGGAAGAAAAACAAUUCCCUCUGGCAUUCAGUUUGGCUAUUCAUAGGAAUAUUAAACAGGCAGCUCGUCUCCUUCGCUUGAUUUACAGACCACAUAAUUUGUAUUGUAUUCAUGUGGAUUCUAAAUCACCACGAGUUUUUUAUGAUGAAGUGAUGGAGUUGGCUAGGUGUUUCGGUUCAAAUGUGAUGGUAGUGAAUCGAUCGGAAAGUGUGAAUGUUAAGUGGGGAUAUUAUUCCGUACUGGAAGUGUUUCUUCUAUGUGCAGAGAAGUUGAUAAACAACACUGAGAUUAUUUGGAAAUAUAUUUUGAAUGUGAGUGGUCAAGAAUUACCACUUCGCACCAAUUGGGAAUUGGUUACCUUAUUGAAAGCAAUGAAUGGGUCAAAUAUAGUUGAAAAUUUGGGACCUAAGCAUAAUCCAGAACGUUGGCCAAUCAAGAAUCUAACGUUCCCGAUCAUUUGGAGUAAAGGAAGCUUUUACAUGGCGUUAAGGCGUGAUUUUGUUCAUUUCUAUCAGAAUGACCCAAAAGCAAAUGAAAUACUUGGUGUAUUAAAAGCAGAAAAAAAUUUAUCGAAGCAUCCAGAUGAAUUAUUUUUCUCUACAUUGAAUUACAAUCCAUUACUUGGAGCUCCUGGUGCUUGCAACGAAACAUAUCUUACAUCUGACUUAGAUAUGCGAGUGGCGUACAUAGGACGUUAUGUAAAGUGGGCCAAUAGAUCUUGUAAACGUGGAAAAAUUAGAAAUGGUAUAUGUCUUAUCGGUAUUUCCAUUCUUCCGAGUAUUCCAAAACGAAUGGAACUUUUCGCCAACAAAUUUAGUGAAAACUUUGAACCGAUCGCUUAUGACUGUACAGAGAAUUAUAUCAUGGAAAAGGUUCUCGCAGAAAUGAGAACUAAUCAACUCAGUCCAAAUUUUAAUGUGAGCUUUUACUCACAGCUCUAUUGUUCACAGGACCAUAUACACUGAAGAUAUACUAAAUGAGUCUGAGUUACUGGCUCACAAUAUUUAGAAUAAUUUUGUCAGAACACUGUACGACCGAUCAUUCAUAUUUGAUUUCCUUUACAUAAAUACUUCAUUUCUUUCUCAGUGCUAUUGUCUAUCUUGUUCUGCUCAUGUGUAUAAUGAAAUGAUUUCUGAAUUUAUUGCAUAUAAUGAAACUCAAGAUCAAUGAUGGUUUGGAGACUGAGAUUAGCUACUGCUCAUAGUUGAUUUAUAGUGUACUUUUGUAUUUUCAUAUGGAUAACGCUAUGUAUCUGUCAAUUUCUCAAUUCAUGGCUUAUUUGAUGGCAACAUUUUAUGAAGUCGAAAAUGUGAGCUAUUGAAUUCUACCUAAUCUGUUCUGAUGGUAUAAUUUAAGUUGCUUGACUUGAAUAUUGUGGUUUCCCCCUUGUUUUUAGGUUAUAUCUGUCAGCCAACGAGUAGAUCAAAAUAAGAAUUAAUCAAAUGCUUGGUUAUCUUUGAUUUGUUUUUCAAUAACGAUACUAAUAUUAGAAACUAUUUGUAAAUUGAAUUACGAAAAUUCUCGAGAUUCAGCCGUUUAACAAAACAUUCUUCAAAACAGGCCUGUUACAUUAAUAGCAUACAGUAGAAAUAGGUUUUUACGCAAAUACAUUUCGUAUCAUUCUGUAAUCAUAUUUUACAAUUUUUGAAAAAUUAAAAUAAUACAAAGAAACUGGUGUAUAAUAGUAAACAGUCUUUAGUUUGGUUACUAACCUCUUUAAAACUAUUAAGUGAGUCGAAAAUGAAGAUUAAGUGAUACAAUACUGUAGAGUUUAUAAAUUUAAUGAUGAAAUAAUCUUAUAGAGUUGAGAUCAUGAGUCAAUAGAAGCUAGAC
This is a messenger RNA of Schistosoma rodhaini, 2745 nucleotides long. The record is from the annotation of a GenBank genome assembly. Lineage: Eukaryota; Metazoa; Platyhelminthes; Trematoda; Strigeidida; Schistosomatidae.